UGCUGGAUCGAAAAUUUUACGUGCAUGUCGUGCAACGUAUCCGUGACCGAAAUAUAAUCGAACUUUGAACGUCUGGUUUGCAGAGAUUUGGGCUGUAUAAAUCUUUUCCCAACCAUUGAAGAUUUCAGACACUAUUCAAGAUUUGAAGUGACACCAGAGUUGCCACCAAAAUGAGCGAAAAAGAAGGCAAAAAAUGCCCCUUCGGUUUCGGUGAGGGCGGCAGCGGGCACGGCAGUUGCCCUUACGGGUUUGGCACUGGCGGCCACGGUCAUCACGGGCCCGGCUUUGGGCACGGUGGGCCGGGCCACUGCCCGUACCUCCAAGGCCACGGCCACGGCCAUGGCCAUUUUGGGCCUGGAUUUGGAGGCCCUCCAGGCUUUGGUCCCCAUGGCUUUGGCCACCAUGGCUUCGAUCACCAUGGCGGUAAGCCCCCGAUGCUGCAGUGCCCAUGGAUGGUGGCUCGUUUGCACGCUUGCCCCUGGGCCUGGGGCGUGGGCUCGGGCCACCACGCCUGCAAGUCGGGGAAAUCAUGCGACUUCUGUGUGACCUUGAAAGUGGCCGACUUCUGCUCCGAGGAGCUGGAGGUCAAGGUGGUGGGACAGGAGGUGAUCGUUCAUGGCAAGCAUGAGCCCCGCCCAGAUCCAGCAGAUGCCAGCACCGUCUCCAGGGAGUUCACCCGUCGCUAUGAGCUGCCAGACAACAUCGAUCUGCAGACCGUUGCCUCCUCCCUGAACGAUGACCACGAGCUGAUCAUCACGGCUACCAAGAAAGUAGCCGAGGGCGAGCCUCGGGUGGUCCCCAUCCAGGUGGGAGAGGGGUCUGGCGACCACUAGGCUGCAAUGCAUGAAUGUCGGAUGGAGGGAGGGCUUUGAAGUUACUUAUCCAUCCACCACAUCGAGGGCAAAGGGCUUGGGCUGGCUAUAAGGCCAAAAACACAACAACAAAAAAUAUUUGGGGUCCCCGCCCGCUUCGUUUUUGGAGGCUGCCUCCUUUUUUCCUUUUUUUUAAAACCAUUUUUAAAAAUUGAUAAAUUUUAAAUAGUGACAUAAUUUUGGCCUCUUUGUCUGUUGCAUCUAGCCUAUAUAAAGCUUGUAUGUCAUUUUCCAAGUGGCGGUCGUUGAAAAAAAAAGAGUUUGGCGGCCAUGUUGAAAAAUAGCCUGGUCGGGCGGCCAUUUUGGAGGGGAAUAAAAAGGGGGCCUCCUCCUUCCUUUUUUAUUCAAAAAAGGCAGGAUGCUAGACAUGUUUUUUUUUUCAUUUGGCCUAACCAACCCCUUCUGUCUGACCCAUGCUUAUUAUUUACAAAUUUGACAAAACUCUAACAUUUCUUUCUUGCCAAUAGUGUCACUGUUGCAAAUGUUGGUAUCACGGCUUAAAGGCUAGUAACGUUUGCAAUUACACGAAAAUGUACCUUAUUUUAGUGAGAAAAUCCUUGCUCAUAUUGAAGAUAGAGACUGGUACCAUUAUACCCUGUGAAAUUAUUCCGCCUGAAAUAUUCAGACGAAAAUCACUGAAAGUGGUUGAAGACAAUGUGACAGCUUUUUUUUUAAUGUGCAUUAGCAGCAGAAUCCAGUCACCUCGAACAUUUUGCAAAUGCUUUCUCUGUUAUUUCUCAAAAUGUAAAGUAUCCACUGAGCUGACUUCAGCAAAGUUGAAAAUUGAAGAUUUGAAGCAAUUUUGUCGCUUCAAACGAAAAAAAAUAUACACACACAAAAAUAUCUUAUGUACCUUUAAGGCCUUUUGGUUUUUCUUAUGUGCUGACCUGAACACUCAAGGGAGCAAAAUUUCUCCUUGAAAAAACAGUGGACUUUUAGGUCAACACCUCAACCAAGUGGCCCCACCUACCUUUGAAAAACUCUGGAUCUGAACAAAAUUAUAACACCACCUCCAACACAUUCCUCCUGGCUUGAAUUUUAAGACCUGAAAUCUGCUAGACCAAUAGGCUUCUAGAUAUGUAGACUUGAAUUAGAAUGCCAAGAUACAAGUUAUGAAUAACACAUGUAUAUUAAUUGUUCAAGGGAAUUAGGAAAUGUUGGUGUACAAGGCUUCAUGGCAAGUGGGAACAAAUUGUGUUGUAUUUCAAAAUAGAUUAAACUUGUACAUGGAUGCACCUAAAUUGUAGAUCAUAGUACUAAUAUUCUUAAGCUCUAGAAAUCUGGAAUUCUGUUUUGUAGGGAAAUCAGUUAGCCAUAGAAAGCAUUACACAGGUACUGAAAUUGAAUUUCUAUUUGCAUAAUACUGCCUAUCAUUAUAUAACUCAUAUUCUCAAUCAACUUUUUGUACUACUUGAACAUGUUUAAAUGCUUUCAUCUUGUUCAAAUUUAAUCAGAUUUAAAAUGAGCAAACUUAUAACUGCACAAACACUUUUGAAAAAAGAUUGAAUCGUUUAUUUGGUUUGUGUUAUACUUGAUUUUAUGUUGUUAUUAUUUUCUGCUUUUUGUUAAUGAUGAUAAAACAUGUCUGAAAAAUUAAGAAUUAAUGAUUAAUUGAUCAAGUAAUGAAUUACUGUGGCCGAUUUAAGUACAAGUGAAAGUGUUUUAUAUCAAAUUGUGCAUCACACAAUUUGUUUUUAUUUGGCUUUAAUUAUUUCUGUUGCAGAGUUUCCAUUAAUGUUUAUAAAUUAAAGUUGCAGGCUGAAAUUGUUUUUCUAUGAUAUGGCAACAAAAACUGAGAUGUCUCAGAUAAAUAAAAGGCGCAUUCCUUUA
Messenger RNA from Patiria miniata (bat star), 2702 nucleotides. RefSeq lists its product as uncharacterized. Gene Ontology annotation, molecular function: protein folding chaperone. NCBI's taxonomy places the organism in Eukaryota, Metazoa, Echinodermata, Asteroidea, Valvatida, Asterinidae. Gene Ontology annotation, biological process: protein refolding; response to heat. The record is from RefSeq and is a predicted model, not a curated record. The coding region runs from base 171 to 833 and encodes 220 amino acids. The transcript is spliced from 2 exons.